Molecule: messenger RNA, 1196 nt
Organism: Acanthopagrus latus (yellowfin seabream)
Lineage: Eukaryota; Metazoa; Chordata; Actinopteri; Spariformes; Sparidae
Gene: letmd1
Product: LETM1 domain containing 1
Exons: 9
Coding region: 46-1119 (357 amino acids)
Biological process (GO): intracellular monoatomic cation homeostasis
Cellular component (GO): mitochondrial inner membrane
Molecular function (GO): ribosome binding
Source: RefSeq, a predicted model, not a curated record
GCCUUUGGUCAUUACGGUAACCACACGGAACUCCUGGUGUCAAAAAUGGCGCUGUCCUGUCCGAGCCUGUGUAGCCAGUUGUCUUUGAUCCGACUCUAUGGUCUCAGGACAAACAGGAUAACUAAUGGCCUUUAUUCUUCAUAUGUGUCAUGUCCGUCAAGGUUGCCCCUGUGUAGACACUACUCAACGUCUAAAGUUGGACGAGGUGUCGCCACAAAGCUCCAGAAGGCAAAUACCAAAUAUGAAGGUUUCCUGAAAAGGCGAUUUCCUCGCUUUUUUCAGCUUUACCACACUUUUGUGGAAGGAUUCAAACUGUUGUUCAAAGAUGCCAACGAAGUGAAGAAGAUAAAAGUAAAGAUGGGCUCACAAGGGCUACAGUUCCGGGAUCUGCCCUACAGAGACAUGGAGAAACUCAGACAGUUUCGCAGAGACUUCAUGAAGGCGAUUCCACUGCUCUUGAUAUCCCUCCCUCCCUUUGCCAACUACCUGGUUUUUGUCUUGAUGUACUUUUUCCCACGCCAGCUCCUGAUCCGUCAUUUCUGGACUCCCAGGCAACAGGCAGAGUUUCAGGGAUUGUACCAUGCCCUCAGGGUCCAGCACCACCAGCCAGUUCUCAAAGGGCUUGAGAAUAAGAGCCAUCAGGUCAAAGACAGUCAGCUGCAGAGUCGCCUUAAGGGCCUGUGUGCUAAAGUGCAAAGUGGACAAAACCCUCAAGUGUCUGACAUCCUUGCCGUUCGGGGCCUGUUCUCUGGACGCCCUCUGGGUAUAAGAUGGAUGGGAGUGAAUCAGAUGAGACACAUCAGCCCCCUGCUCUUCCUGACGCCUCGCCUUCCGGGGUUCCUGAUUGGCUGGCGGCUGAACAAUCAUGCCCUGGAGCUGCUCCAGCUGGACCGGGCCCUCAGCAGGCUGGGAGCUCAUCAGCUGAGUGACGAUGAGCUCAGAGAGGCUUGUUAUGUAAGGGGGCUCAAUUCUACUCAUCUUGGCGCUAAGGAGUGUCAUGAGUGGUUAACCCAGUGGCUUCAGGUGACCUCCUCAUUGAAAGACUCAGAGGUGUCACUGCUUUUGCACAACAUGGUAUUUCUCUCUGCCAACUAUCCAAAGGGUCCCAGCCCACACUGACAGGAAGUCUGAAGCGAUCUGCUCUGGUGAUUAUGUCCUCUUUCGUGCGGCGGGCAAUAAAACUUCCUGAGAGCUUU